Molecule: messenger RNA, 1992 nt
Organism: Anolis sagrei ordinatus
Lineage: Eukaryota; Metazoa; Chordata; Lepidosauria; Squamata; Anolidae
Source: RefSeq, a predicted model, not a curated record
GCAGUUAAGAGUGGCAAUCUAACAUUAUGGAGCUAACAAAAUUGCAACCAUUCAUCCAUAGCCACCAAAUAAGACAUUUCUCAUCACUGAAGCAGAUCGCCACCCAUACUCGCCAUGUGCUCAUUCUUCCUGCUUUUUAGAACUGCAUUUCCCAGGGUUCACCUCUUCUGCUUUCUGUCAUUUGAUCAGCUGACUUGACAUGUGAGCUGGUCUUUAUUUCCUGCCCUGAAUAAAUGGAAAUUAUCCAAGUUCCAUUUGUUGUCAGGUGAUUUAUCGUUUUUGGGGGCAAAAACUGAUUCAGAGAUAUGGUUAAGUGUCCAAGAAGAUCAGCUGGGCCUGAAGGUUUCUUCUUUAUGGGGAAUGUACUCUUAUUCUGAGUGUGAAAGGUAGAGUGAAUCUUGUAUGAUCAUUCAUUGAUUAGUGUGUUUUCCCUGCUACUGUUGUUGUAUAAACAUAAAAAGAGAAGGAAGUUUUAAAGCCAGACGCGCCUGCAUUUCAGUUUGAUAGCCUCCGGGGAAAACAAAUAAACAAACAAAAAUGAAUUCUGAAACAAAAAAGCAACUGAACAUUAUUGUUCUAGGGACAGCCUUUAUGUUUAUGUUCACUGCCUUCCAGACUUGUGGAAAUGUUGCGCAAACUGUUAUCACAAAUUUAAACAACACCGAUUUCCAUGGUAGUGGCUACACAAGUAUGGCUGUUAUUUAUGGGGUGUUUUCAGCAUCAAAUUUGAUUUCGCCUUCAGUGGUUGCUAUCCUUGGUCCACAAUUAUCCAUGUUCAUUGGUGGCAUCUUUUAUAGCAUAUAUAUUGCCGUUUUUAUCCAGCCUUCUACAUGGACAUUCUACACAGCCUCGGUUUUCCUUGGAAUAGCAGCUGCUGUAUUGUGGACUGCUCAGGGAAACUGCCUGACAAUAAACUCCAAUGAAAACACAAUUGGCAGGAACAGUGGAAUAUUCUGGGCAUUACUGCAAUCCAGCUUGUUUUUUGGCAACCUCUAUAUAUACUUUGCCUGGCGAGGGAAAUCACAUAUAACAGAAAGAGACCGUAGGACUGUCUUCAUUGCUUUGACAGUGAUCAGUCUUGUGGGCACCGUUCUGUUUUUUCUAAUUCGGACCCCAGAAGAAUCAAAUUCAGACGAAGAAGAAUCCAGUACUGAUAACCUUGUGGAACGCACGUCUGGCCAGAGCAGAAUGACAAAGGCCGUAGAUGCAUUUAAAAGAUCUAUCAAGCUGUGUGCCACAAAGGAGAUUCUGCUUCUCAGCAUAACAACAGCCUAUACAGGUCUGGAAUUAACAUUCUUCUCUGGAGUAUACGGAACCUGCAUAGGUGCUGUAAAUAAAUUUGGUAAUGAAGAAAAAAGCCUCAUUGGACUCUCUGGUAUUUUUAUUGGUGUUGGAGAAAUAUUAGGAGGAGGACUCUUUGGUCUCUUGAGCAAGAGCAACAGAUUUGGUAGGAACCCAGUAGUGAUGUUGGGCAUUGUGGUUCAUUUCAUAGCCUUCUAUCUGAUUUUCUACAACAUCCCAAAUGAUGCCCCCAUUGCAUCCAUGAAUGGGACUGACAGUAUAGCAUACAUGGAACCAAGCAAAGAAGUUGCUGUUUUUUGCAGCUUUCUACUGGGCUUAGGUGAUAGCUGUUUCAAUACUCAGCUCCUCAGUAUUUUGGGAUUCUUGUACUCGGAAGACAGUGCACCUGCCUUUGCAAUCUUUAAAUUUAUCCAGUCCGUUUGUGCAGCCAUCGCCUUCUUCUACAGUAACUAUUUGUUCCUUCAGUGGCAGCUACUGAUUAUGGCGGUGGUUGGAUUCUUUGGGACAAUUUCAUUCUUCACUGUGGAGUGGGAAGCCCCUGCGUUUGUUGCCAGAGGUUUAGAUUACAGCAGCAUUUGAUGGACGCAUUUUAAUUUAUUCACGUACACCUAUCCUCCUGCACACACUUAUGGUUCUUCAAAAGACUUGAUGGCAUUUUUACUUAUGGAACAUAAAAAACUGAACACCAAA